Echinops telfairi (small Madagascar hedgehog) is the source of this 6654-nucleotide messenger RNA. RefSeq names its product oxysterol binding protein like 6 (gene OSBPL6). Lineage: Eukaryota; Metazoa; Chordata; Mammalia; Afrosoricida; Tenrecidae. The transcript is spliced from 26 exons. Gene Ontology annotation, cellular component: perinuclear endoplasmic reticulum; intracellular membrane-bounded organelle; plasma membrane. The record is from RefSeq and is a predicted model, not a curated record. Gene Ontology annotation, molecular function: cholesterol binding. The coding region runs from base 285 to 3185 and encodes 966 amino acids.
GGCAAAAGAAGGAUCUUCAGGAGCCGCCCGCGAUUUGCCCAGGUAGCCCCAUCACAGUCAGCAGCUUGGGAGAAACGCCUCAGGUGUCUGAGCAUAAACCACUGCAAACAGCUUGUGAUGUAAAGCCAACCAGGUGACUCGCACACCCUCAGUUGGCCUCGUCUUUUCUGGUCACGGUUGACUCAUGGAAUGGAACAAGCUGAAACAUCAUCGGUUUCUUUGUCUGUGGGUUUGAGGCAAUUUGGGGAUGGUCUUCUGUGAAUGUAACUAGACCAACCGCAGCUAUGAGUUCAGACGAGAAGGGCAUCUCACCUGCCCAUAAAACAGCCACUCCGACCCAUAGAAGUGCCUCCUCUUCAGCGUCCACCCAGAGGGACAGUAGGCAGAGUGUCCACGUGUUGGAGAGGGCUUCUUCCUCUGGCACGGAGCCCUCUGUAAGUCGGCAGUUGCUAGAACCAGAGCCGGUCCCUCUCUCCAAGGAAGCAGACAGCUGGGAAAUCAUAGAAGGGCUGAAAAUAGGUCAAACCAACGUCCAGAAGCCCGACAAGCAUGAAGGCUUUAUGCUGAAGAAGCGGAAGUGGCCUUUAAAAGGCUGGCACAAGCGCUUUUUUGUCCUGGAUAAUGGAAUGCUAAAGUAUUCAAAGGCACCACUUGAUAUUCAAAAGGGGAAGGUCCACGGGAGCAUUGAUGUCGGCCUCUCGGUCAUGUCGAUUAAAAAGAAGGCUCGGCGAAUAGACCUCGACACGGAAGAGCACAUCUAUCACUUGAAGGUAAAAUCCCAGGACUGGUUUGAUGCCUGGGUCUCGAAAUUGCGCCACCACCGAUUGUAUCGUCAGAAUGAAAUUGUGAGGUCCCCGCGAGAUGCUAGUUUUCAUAUAUUCCCUUCAACCUCCACAGCUGAAUCCUCACCAGCUACUAAUGUCUCCGUUGUGGAUGGAAAGGUGCAGCCCAGCAGUUUGUCAUGGCAACCGCCUUUGCCGUGCAGCAAUAGCCUCCCUGCCACCUGUACGACAGGCCCGAGUAAAGUGGCAGCCUGGCUUCAGGACUCAGAAGAAAUGGACAGGUGUGCAGAAGAUCUUGCCCAUUGCCAGUCCAACCUUGUGGAAUUGAGCAAACUCCUUCAAAAUUUGGAAAUUCUGCAGAGAACCCAGUCGGCACCUAACUUUACUGACAUGCAGGCUAACUGUGUAGAUAUUGCAAAGAAAGACAAGCGGGUCACGAGACGAUGGAGAACAAAAAGCGUCAGCAAAGAUACAAAAAUGCAACUGCAGGAAGGGCCACCUGCGAAGGGCCAGUUCAGCACAACUCGGCGCCGGCAGAGGCUAGCGGCAGCGGUGGCUACAACAGUACCUUUCAGUGCUACAAUGUCACCGGUCCGCUUGCAUUCCUCCAACCCCAACCUCUGUGCAGAUAUUGAAUUUCGGACUCCCCCCAGCCAUCUCACUGACCCUCUGGAAAGUUCAUCGGAUUAUACAAAGCUCCAAGAAGAGUUUUGUCUCAUUGCACAGAAAGUGCAUUCGCUGCUGAAAUCGGCCUUCAACAGCAUAGCGAUCGAGAAGGAGAAGCUCAAGCAGGUGGUUGCUGAGCAGGAGCACAAUACAGGGAGCGCGCAGCUGGCGCGGCUCCGGCAGUCACUGUCUCAGAGCGACGGCGCGAACAGCUGCUGGGCACUCAACCAGAACGCUGAACUAAGGAGUCGGUUGAGCAGAAUACAUUCAGAAUCGAUUAUUUGUGAGCAGGUUGUCAGUGUAAAUAUUAUUCCUAGCCCUGAUGAGGCUGGUGAGCAAAUCCAUGUCAGUCUCCCCCUGUCGCAGCAAGUCGCCCAUGAGAGCCGCCUCUCCAUGUCCGAGUCUGUGUCCGAGUUCUUCGACGCCCAGGAGGUGCUCCUCUCUGCAAGCUCCUCCGAGAACGAAGCUUCUGAUGACGAGUCUUAUAUCAGUGACGUGAGUGAUAAUAUAUCAGAAGACAACACGAGUGUUGCAGACAACAUUUCUCGGCAAAUCCUCAACGGGGAGCUUACAGGAGGGGCUUUCCGGAACGGGCGCCGAACAUGCCUCCCGGCGCCCUGCCCCGACACCAGUAACAUCAACCUGUGGAAUAUCCUGAGGAACAACAUCGGUAAAGACCUGUCUAAAGUCUCCAUGCCGGUGGAGCUCAACGAGCCCCUCAACACGCUGCAGCAUCUCUGUGAGGAAAUGGAAUACAGCGAGCUCCUGGACAAGGCCUCGGAAACCGACGACCCCUACGAGCGCAUGGUUCUUAUUGCUGCAUUUGCAGUUUCAGGAUAUUGCUCCACCUAUUUCAGAGCAGGAAGUAAGCCAUUCAACCCGGUCCUGGGAGAGACUUACGAGUGCAUCAGAGAAGACAAGGGAUUCCGAUUUUUCUCAGAACAAGUUAGCCAUCAUCCACCCAUUUCUGCCUGUCACUGUGAAUCAAAGGAUUUUGUGUUUUGGCAAGAUAUCCGAUGGAAAAACAAGUUCUGGGGGAAGUCCAUGGAAAUCCUGCCUGUGGGAACACUGAAUGUCGUGCUUCCAAAAUAUGGAGAUUGCUACGUGUGGAAUAAAGUCACCACGUGCAUACACAACAUCCUCAGUGGGAGGAGAUGGAUAGAGCACUAUGGAGAAAUCACCGUUAGAAAUACCAAAAGCAGUGUUUGCAUUUGCAAACUCACAUUCGUCAAGGUGAAUUAUUGGAACUCUAAUGUGAAUGAAGUCCAGGGUGUUGUGAUGGAUCAGGAGGGGAAGGUGGUCCAUCGGCUGUUUGGGAAGUGGCAUGAGGGGCUCUACUGUGGUGUGGCCCCAUCAGCAAAGUGCAUCUGGAGACCAGGUUCCAUGCCAACCAACUAUGAGCUCUACUACGGCUUCACAAGAUUCGCUAUUGAACUCAAUGAGUUAGAUCCUGUGUUAAAAGACCUCCUUCCACCAACAGAUGCGCGAUUCCGGCCAGAUCAGAGAUUUUUGGAAGAAGGAAAUUUGGAAGCUGCAGCAGCUGAGAAACAAAGAGUAGAAGAACUUCAGAGAUCCCGAAGACGAUACAUGGAAGAAAACAACCUUGAACACAUACCAAAAUUUUUUAAAAAAGUUAUCAAUGCCAAUCAAAGAGAAGCCUGGGUUUCUAAUGACACCUACUGGGAGCUGCGUAGAGACCCUGGGUUUAGUAAAGUGGACAGCCCAGUUCUUUGGUGAACUGGGGAACGUAGCGCUCGCCAACAUAUCACACUGAAUGAUUCGAUCACUAUGCACAAGGAUGUUUCUUCUAGCUCAGCGUGGUUUGUGGGUCGACUGAAAACCUCCCAUUUGUUCCUCUCUUCAUCUUUAUAAUGGACUUUCAGAAGUGCAUUAGACAAGGCCCCUAACCACUUGUGGAUCCUUUCUGUUUUGCUGCAACCAUAUUCCUUAAAACAUCCACACCCACCUCGGAAAGCAGAAUUCAAGGAGUCGAGUAUCAAAUCCAAAGUUUGAAGAAUUUGUAAGGAAAACAAACUGCAACUGGUGCUUCAAGCUGACCAAGAGCAUUCAGAGCAACAUGACAGAUAAGCCGCGUGUGUGGUCCUUUGUCCGGAAGCACCAUCACCCCCGGCAGAGCUCCUGGGGCGUGGUGGGCUUUAGCCGGUGACUCUGAUGUGGUGACGUGGUGUGCCUGUGCUCGCCUUGUCGGAAAAGACGUGAUGCUUCUCAGAACCAGUUCCAUCUGUAUGCCAUUGUUCAUGCCUUAAGAAAUGCAAAGAUGUACACUGUAUCGUUUUUUAGAUGUGUGCUCGUAGGUUUGUGUGAAGGGCAGCUCUUUCGAAUCCUGGCAUGAUUCACUUCAUGCGAUCAGAAUCACGAGGAGAACGGAAGUGGAUGAAAGAAGAAGUAAGCAGCCGGGCCGCCGGAAAGGCGACAAAGAAAAGGUGUGACGAAGUAGAUCGCUGUGUUCCUGUUGAUCUUUAAGUUCCUGUCCUGCUUCCAGAUAAUAAACCACCCCUCUCGGACCUAACCUCACAGUGUGCCCUAUUAUUUGGCAAAAAUCUGUAUUUAAUACAAGCCCUCAGCAUCAGUGUUAUAACCUUGGGGGGGAAAAUCACAAAACACAUAUGGAAUUCCUGAGCGUGCUUGAGUAGUGUAAACACAAUUGUUUAUGAUCGAAGCACAGUGUAACCCACCUCUUUAUCCCAUGCUCAACGCACUGACCCUAGUCGAAUUCCACUGGGAACAAGCAAGAAUGCUAGUAGCUUAUUGGCAUUGUUUAAAUGAAUUCUAUGCAAAACCCUGUUUCUUAUUUUUAUCCAGUGAUUCGGUAUGAGACAUGACCACCUCGUAUGCGUUUAUCUUGCUAUUGGCAGAGCUAUAAACUUAAGCUAAGGAAUUUAUCCAUCCUCCCCCAAAAGUGGGGCAGCAAUGUGUUUGGCAUUACUUCAGCGGGUUUUUUUUCCUCCACUAUUAUACAGAUGUUUUUUGUAGGUAACUUGCAUUAUAUUCCUCAGUUUCUGCACGUAGAUGACUAUAUAAAUGCCUGUAUGCUUAUUUUUUUUAAAAUCUCUUUAGAGAUUUUCCUAGAGAAUUAUAAAAUCACAUAUAGUUUAUCCUUAGUUCGACUUUCAUUCUUAAAUUCUUACCAUCAGACUUUGAGUAUGAUUUUAAGCACUGAUAACAAGGUUACUGACAUUGUACAUUUUGCUAUGAGAUGUUUUAGUGUCAUUUCUCCUCAGCAAAGCAUUCUGACUACUGGCUAAUAAGCCAUCAACUGUGGACGACCCGAGGGGAGACCGACAGGUCCACUGAUGGAAGCCAUAUUUUAGUUAGCCUGCAAUGUAUCUCGCCUUUAUGCGGAGUCCGUAGCUUAUGUACACAGUCGGCACUGGUUAGGGAUGGAGCUUCACCCUCGAGUAAAGUCUAAUCCAUCACCAGCACAAUCCCAUCCCCUUAAGCAGCACCAUCCCUAUGACUCCCACUUCCUUUCCAUCCCGUUUGAAACCUGUAGGUGGCUUCCCCCUGUGGUAGUCCAAGCUCUCCCUGAUUAUACAUUCUUUUUCUACCCAUUCAUCUGGACAAAUUUUAUCUGUAUCCUACGAUACAGCCUUUUAAUUUUAACUAGAAUCUGAUUAGAAUCCUAUUGCCUUUCCACAUAAUAGUCUGUUCUCCCCUGACUGGUGAUGCUUCCAAUACUACUUAAAGCGGUCCUGGUCUGUACUUACUGGUCUUUUCCUGGACAUUCUCAAAACAUUUAGCAUAAAUGCAAGGGAAGAAGCCUGCAAAAGGAAGUUACUAGAGUACCUGUAGAAGGACAGGAAGGGUGGCGCGUUGGUGUGAUGGCAGGCAGGCAGAAGGGCCCAGCAGGGAAGCACCUAUUCUCUCUAGCAUUUGAAAACCACAGCUUCAUUCUAGACGAGCCCAAGUUUAGAAUCUCUUUGCAGAUGCUGAUAUCCGUCUGAGAAUUCCAUCUCAAACCUAAAUGAAGUUUUAGACGGUGGUCCAUGACUGGAUUCACUAAUCUCUCCCCAUCACCACAAGCAGCAGUAACAGCCACACCUCUGUCCUGUCUCACCUUCCAACUUUUCAGGGCUGUUGAAGACUGGUGAGACGUACCUCUGUCUGGAAUUCUCAGCUACUCGCUAUUUGGGCCAGUCGAGGCUCGUUUAAACAGCAAGUAGUGUCGAAUAAAUAUUAGAGCAUUCUUCUUAAUAAAAACGGAUUUCUUUCUUAGGAUUUUUAUAUAAACCCUUUUGGUUUUUUUCCCUCCCUCUUCUUUCAGGGACUCUUUUUUUUCUUUCUUUCUUUCUUGUUUUCCCCUAAAGUGAUGUAGGGUAGAGUAGGACUUAAUAAGUCUUUACACCUCCCUCGUGGUUUAUUCAUAAGCAACUUCAUCUCAUUUCGUUGGUCAUUAAGGAAAGCCGUAAUAAGUGCUAAUGAUCCUGUGGGCCAGGCUAUGCUGGACGGAUCGAUAGCCCAGCACACUGAUUCUAUAGGCUGCUACCCAAGGUACAAACGUACUCUCAGAUUUUGCCAUUGUUUUAAUGUGUUGGUUUAUUUGUUUAAUUAAGAGAUUAUUUUUCACGAUUACUUUCAAAUACCCCCAUCAUUUCCAGGAAUUUAUAAAAAUAAGCCUCGUGUGAGUUACAGCAUAGUAGCACUUACCAAUUAUACGUUGUGGAAUUGCACAUCAUCUUCUGGGUAAGAGAAAGCAAGAGAUUUCUCACCACAAGGGAUGCCAGAUUGUACAUAUAAGCCUUUCGCUUGUCUUGAUUAUUCUGGCUUCGUGCCUGUGUGCUCAUCACUAAUCGAUCAUUAGAUCCUGCCCCCCAGGAACAGGGUGGGAGAAAGCUUAAAAAGAAAAACACAAACUCCUGGUCAAGCUGUUCUGCUCAGGCCUGGUUAUGCUGUGACUGGAAGCACCUGUCACUGUCUUCUACAGUACCUUUUGGUUAUUUCGUGGAUUUUAAUUAUCCAUCUUGUCUAAUCGUGUUCUCUGCCCUCCUAGAUCAUGAUGAUGUGUUUGUGGGAGCGGAGCGCCUCGCUCCACAGGGGUGUCCUCAAUGUUUGCACUUGGCUUGAGUUGGCAUCUUAGGACUGUGCACAGUAAAUAAAGUUUGUGUACAAAAUAUUAGUCUAUUUCUAUGGGAGCCACUAUGUUCAGGAUAUAUAAAAUGUAUCUAAUUAAACAAUUAUGAAUCUA